This is a messenger RNA of Aspergillus aculeatinus CBS 121060, 2406 nucleotides long. Its product is annotated as putative C6 transcription factor. Bases 1 to 2406 code for a protein of 801 amino acids. The transcript is spliced from 4 exons. NCBI's taxonomy places the organism in Eukaryota, Fungi, Ascomycota, Eurotiomycetes, Eurotiales, Aspergillaceae. The record is from RefSeq and is a predicted model, not a curated record. Gene Ontology annotation, molecular function: zinc ion binding; carboxy-lyase activity; DNA-binding transcription factor activity, RNA polymerase II-specific. Gene Ontology annotation, biological process: DNA-templated transcription; regulation of DNA-templated transcription.
AUGACUUCUCCUUAUCAGUCGUCCAUCUCGUACUCGCCGUCCGUCGCUGGUCCCGACAUGGCGGGCACGUCCCGGGCCAUCGCCGACCUGCCUCAAUCCCAAGUCGACGCGAUUAUCCGCACAAAACGGAAGGCGCGCGAACCCAAGGCCUGCUACCCCUGUCACGCUCGGAAAGUGAAAUGUGACCGUAAUCUUCCCUGCGAUGGCUGUGUCAAGCGCGACCAUGCCGAUCUCUGCUCCUACGAACGCCCCUCCAAGAAGCGCAUCAUGACGGGCUCGCUUCCGCAAUCAUUUAGUCCAACCGUCCCUGGGGAGACCAUCAUAAUUCCACCCGAGCCUCCAGCACGCCCGAAACCAGAGGCGCCAGUUAAUCGACCAAGCUUGGUGGGCCAGGUAGGGCCCGGGCGAGUAUCGAUCGCGCGGGAGGAAUGGGACAAUGUUCGCACUCGGUUGCGGGAGAUGGAGCAAACGAUCAGCAAUCUGCGGGUUGGACUCGAGAGAGCCGAAGAUGGACACGGUUCUUCGCUGGAGACCGGGAGCAUACAGAGUGGUGAUGCCAGUAGUCGGUCGAAGGCUGCUUCCCCGGAGCGGGAGGGCAUCCAUGCGCCCAACACCUUUGGUGAAGGCACGGUGCACCUGGGGUCCCGGUCGGUGUUGGCGUACAUCCUCAACAACAAGUCUGGAUCCGAUCAGCUUCAGGCCUUGCUGGAAGGUGGGAUCUUGCCGAAGCUGGGCCUGGACAACGAAUCGGCAACGUAUCCGUUUGUUGACCUCUGGUCUUCUGACAUGUCAACUUUCGACAUCAGCGCCGUCUGCAGUGCCCUUCCUACCGACCAGCAGUGCAAAGACUUCUUCUACUAUUACCGAGACAUCGCAGGCGCCAUUUACCCUGUCCUCGAGGAUGUUCCACAAUUUGAGAUGAAUCUUCACCUUCUGCUAAGUAACCGAGCAUCGAUGGGUGGUGUAUAUCGCGCCGAUGCAGACCAAUCCCAGAAACCCUUUGGUGUGACUAUUGCCUACAUGGGGUUGUUGUUCGCCGUGCUCGCCUCUGGCUGUCAAUCGUCGGAUCUCCCGGGCAAAGAGCGAGAGUUGACAUCCCAAGUCUAUGUGUGCUGCUCAUACCAGUGUCUUCGUAUGACCAACUUCCUCUCGCAGCCGACGAUAGAUGCCAUGCAAACACUACUCGUCAUUGGCAACGUCUUGUCAUACAAUAUGAACCCCGGAAUUUCCUACGUGCUUCUUGGUAUGACGCUUCGGAUGGGCUUAGCCCUCGGUCUACAUGUCGAGUCCAGUCGCUUCUCAGCUGCAGAGCGUUAUCGCCGCCGCCACGUUUGGUGGUCGAUGGCAUGGCAAGACAGCCAUUUCUCACUUUCCUAUGACAGGCCCUCUACGACCGCUGUGUGCCAGCCCGAAAUUGCGUAUCGUGACAAUCCAAAGCCUGGCGAAAUCUCGUACUUUGAGACGCUGUGUCGAGUCAUUGGUCUUGCAUUGGAAGUUGUCCGCAGUCGCAUGCUGAGUCCGCACUCGCAAUUGAGCUACAAGACUAUCCAGGGCUACAAGGAACGCAUCCAGCAGAUCAUGAUAGAAGCCAAGCCUCACCUCCGGGAUCGUAAAUACUGUCUCUCUGCAACGGAGCACCUCGAGCGAGUCGUUCUCAAAUUGCACACGUCAUACUUCUCCUCCGAGCUUUAUCGGCCAGCGUUGAAGCUGACGGGAGAAACGGCCGACCCAGCCGCAGCCAGUAUGCGUGCCGACUGUGUCAACAAUCUGAUGACGACGGUGGAGGCGUACAUCGAAAUGCAUACUGUCAGUUCACAUGCGUCUCGAUCGUGGAUUGCUCUACAGCGAGCCAUCAGCUCGAUUUUCCUCUUGGCUGUUACCGAAGAAUCCAAAACCAUCCCCCGUUUCUGGAGCUUGCUGCAGCAGCUCAAGGUCAUUAUCUCUGAGCGAGCGAACGCCGAGCUUGACUUCAACUCAGCUGAUGCCGCUGCUCCUCCGACGGAUGGGGCCGCUCCCCCUACACUCAGCACCAUUCCUCGAGCACCUAGCACUGCCGCCCCGAGUCCAGCAGGCUUGAACUCUGCAUCACCCGGAUCCGUUGGUGUCGGUGUUGAUACGCAGACGCAGUGGGCCAAGCCGUUGACCAAAACCCUCCGCGCACUGGAGAAACUCGAAGCAGCAUUCACCACCCAGGCCGCUCGAGCCGCCGGUCAGGCCGGGUCCCCAGCGUACCUUAACCCGCAUGCAGGGUCCAGCAUGGGAGUUGCCGGUGUAGCAGCUAGUAUGACACCGAGCCUCGGAUCUCUCCCGCCUCCGACUCCGGAGAGUUCCACCAGCGGCGAGUGGUCCAUACCUAAUAUCCUCGAUCGUGCGGCCGAGUACAUUCAUCCACCCUUGUGGAGCUGA